This is a messenger RNA of Drosophila takahashii, 531 nucleotides long. Its product is annotated as angiopoietin-related protein 2-like. The record is from RefSeq and is a predicted model, not a curated record. NCBI's taxonomy places the organism in Eukaryota, Metazoa, Arthropoda, Insecta, Diptera, Drosophilidae.
AUGGUUAUUUUAAGGCGUCAGGCUCCAGGAACAGAGGACUUCAAUCGGAACUGGAAGGACUAUAAGAAUGGAUUUGGCGACUUAAGGGGAGAAUUCUUCAUUGGGGUGGAGAAACUUCACCAACUGACUAAGGAUAAAACACACGAACUUUCCGUGAAGCUUGAGGAUCCUAAUGGAAUUACUGCGUUUGCUGAUUACAAUGAAUUUGAAAUCGAUAGUGAGCAGGAAUCCUACGCUCUUAAAUCGUUGGGAAAUUAUUCUGGUACUGCCGGAGACUCCUUAAAUCCGCAUAAGGGAAAGAAGUUCACCACAUUUGAUCGUGACAAUAGCGGUGAUCAGAAUACAUUAAAUUGCGCCGAAUAUUUUAACGGUGGUUGGUGGUACUACAACUGUUUCCACUGUAAACUUACUGGAAAAUACUACAAAGAUGGAACAUCUCCGACUGGUUAUGGAAUUCAUUGGAAUGGCUUUCGUAGCGACAAGAUUUCGCUAAUAUUAGCUGAAAUGAUGAUUAGGCCCAAGUCCUUGUGA